GCCCCCUUUUCCCCCACGCCCCCACGGAGCGGUGGAACAGUAUUUUCGGUACCCCCUUUUCUCUCUGGCGGCUGCUCGAGCGGUGCAAGGAUGUGGAUUCAGAUUCGGACCAUUGACGGAAAAGAGACCCGAACCAUUGAGGAUCUUUCUAGACUGACUAAAAUCGAGUCUUUACGUUUGAAAAUACAAGAGAUCUUCAAUGUUAACCCGGAACAACAGCGGCUGUUUUACAGAGGGAAGCAGAUGGAAGACGGCCAGACGCUGUUUGACUACAACGUCGGCCUCAACGACAUCGUCCAGCUUCUCAUCCGCUCCCAGACCGACCCCCCCGACAGUCCCACUCUAAACGAUUGUGAAGGUGUCGCCCGCGCUCCAACUCCGACUGCACCAGCCCCCGCCCCAACUCCAGCCGUUCCCUUAACGACGACCGUCACCAACAACAACAGUAACAAUGGCAACGGGUCUAAGUCCAACAGUCCGCCCUUAGCCAGUCAGCCUUCGACCUCCUCCCGAUCCUUCCUCAUUGACCCAGGAAUCGGUUUGUACAAGAUUAAUGAACUUGUGGACUGCAGAGACCUGAGUUUGGGCGCUUGGUUCGAAGGCAGUAUUGAGAAUGUUACACGUUCCAAAAAAGGGCAGAACAGCAAAGCAGACACAACAGCCCCUGCAGCCAAGGUGGGCCGCCCCAGCAAAAGGACUAAUGGCAAGCUGGAGCAGGAGCCUGCCUCCGUGUCUGCACUGGACAAUAAUGGCACGCAGACACUAAAUUCGGACAGUAGCGAACCCUCCACUUCUCAAACAGACUGCACACAAGAACAAGAGGAGGUCGUAUACCAUAUUAAAUAUGAAGAUUACCCAGAGAAUGGCGUCGUGGAAAUGUGUCCGGAGGACGUGAGGCCCAGGGCGCGGACUAUGCUCCGUUUCGAGCAGCUGCAGCUUGGCCAGGUAGUGAUGGUGAACUACAACAUAGAGAGCCCUGAAGAGAGAGGCUUCUGGUACGAUGCUGAAAUCACCUCCCUCAAAGACAUCUCCAGGACCAGUAAAGAAGUCCGUGUCAAAAUACUUCUCGGAGGCCCUGGGGACGUUAUUGAUGACUGUAAGCUGGUCUUUCUGGAUGAGAUUUACCACAUUGAGAAGCCUGGAGCUCCAGCUCUGUCUCCUGCAGAUGGGGAGUUCAAACGGAAAAGCGGUCCGGAGUGUAAACAUUGCAAGGCGGAUCCGGACGCGGAGUGUCGCUUCUGCUCGUGCUGCGUGUGCGGGGGAAAACAGGACGCACACAUGCAGCUCCUGUGUGAUGAGUGUAACAUGGCGUUCCACAUCUACUGCCUCAACCCUCCCCUCUCCACCAUCCCUGAAGAUGAAGACUGGUACUGUCCUACCUGUAAGAAUGACACUAGUGAGGUGGUAAAGGCAGGGGAAAAACUGAAGGCCAGCAAGAAGAAGGCCAAGAUGCCCUCAGCUACCACAGAGAGCCAGAGAGACUGGGGAAAGGGUAUGGCCUGUGUUGGACGCACUAAGGAAUGCACCAUUGUUCCAUCAAAUCAUUAUGGCCCAAUUCCUGGCAUUCCUGUGGGGACGACAUGGAAGUUUCGUGUCCAGGUGAGUGAGGCAGGAGUCCACAGGCCUCACGUUGGAGGUAUCCAUGGUCGCAGUAACGAUGGCUCCUACUCUCUGGUGCUGGCUGGGGGAUUUGAGGAUGAAGUGGACAGGGGGGAUGAGUUCACCUACACAGGGAGCGGAGGCAGGGACCUCUCAGGAAACAAGCGAAUUGGAGAACACUCUUUUGACCAGACUUUGACCCACAUGAACAGGGCCCUGGCGCUGAAUUGUGAUGCACCCUUGAAUGAUAAGGAUGGCGCGGAGUCUCGUAAUUGGCGAGCGGGAAAACCAGUAAGAGUAGUGCGCAGCUCCAAGGGCCGACGCAUCAGCAAGUACGCCCCCGAGGAAGGCAACCGCUAUGAUGGCAUAUAUAAGGUGGUGAAGUACUGGCCUGAGAUUGGCAAGUGUGGUUUUCUGGUGUGGAGAUAUCUCCUGCGGCGUGAUGAUAUUGAGCCAGCGCCCUGGACCCCUGAAGGCCUGGAACGCAGCAAGAAACUGGGCCUCAAAGUUCAGUAUCCCCCAGGCUAUCUGGAGGCCAUGGCCAACAAGACCAAGAAGGAGGCCAGUGUGAGAGGAGGGGGCGGGGGCUCCCCACGAGGCAAGAGGCAUGCUGGGAGGGGGCGACCAAAAUCUACAAGGCCGGCAAAGAGAGUGAAAGAAGAAGCGGAAGUGCAGUCUGAAACAAAAGCUGAUGGAGGGCCACAGAGCAAUGGGGGUCAAAAAACCCCCAAAGACCCAGAUGCACGUGUUGAAGAGGAGGAACCCAAAGCAAAGAGACAGAAGGAUGUGGAAGCAUUUCAUCUCUCUGAUCAACAGCGCGCUCUCAUACAGGAUGAUGAGCUGAAUAAAAAACUGUGGGACGAGGCAUUGGGGGCCCUGGUGGAGGGACCGAACUUCCUGAGGAAAGUGGAACAGAUCUUUAUGUGCGUCUGCUGCCAGGAGCUAGCUUACCAGCCCAUCACUACAGUGUGUCUGCACAAUGUUUGCAAGACCUGCCUGCAGAGGUCAUUUCGUGCAGAAGUGUACACCUGCCCAGCCUGUCGUCAUGACCUGGGUAAAGAUUACGUCAUGGUCCUAAAUAAGACAUUACAGCAACUGCUGGACCAGUUCUUUCCUGGUUACAGCAAAGGUCGAUGAGUCGGCCUCUCCUGAAGCAGACAUAUGGACGAGUCCCUACACAGCACACACAUACAUAUGCACCUACAUUUUCACUACAGCACUAACUCACACACGCAAUUCCAACCCAAAUGAAAAUGACCGCACAUAACAGCAUUGUGCAGAUUCACACACAGACACAAACAAACACACUCAUACAUGUAACCAUCCUGCAGCACCCAGCCUAACAGGAAUACACCUAAUUGGUCUGGACAGUUUUCAUCAUGAACUAAGCCAUCAUUCAGACUCCCCUAUGGACCUCAUCAAAAUAUCAGAACGCAUUUAGGACUCUGCUGUCUACCCAGACCCACUCUUCCUGGCCCUGCCUGUUUAAUAAGCACCCUGGAUCAACUUUUAUCUGUCCAGGAGAAGAGAAGUCAAUAAAGAGCCAUUUUCUAUCCGUUGCUCAUUUGAGGAUGAACCUAGGAACAUAAUAACUGAAGUGAAAGACAUAAUAAGAUCUUGAGGAAGUCAUAUCUGUACUGGAGGCCAAAGCAUGCACCAGUCUUUUAGCAUUGUUUUGACCAGCAUGUAAUGUUCCUUGGCGUACUCUAUGACAUCACGCUGCUCUCCUUCCCCUCACACUCUUAUGGGAUGGAAUAAAGCUGCUACGCUGCUACUAACUGUCCAGGAGAGCACAUUUCUGCACAUCCUAGACCCCAGAGACCGGUGAAAUCCAAACAAGGGUCUGUUUAUCAUACCGUCUUUUCGUGUCCUCAUUACUGGCCAUCCAUCCAAGUUCAAAUCCAAACUGCUUCUUUGAAGGAGAGAGCCUGUGCCUCACUCCAUGUUUGACGCCCUUGUUUGUUUGUUUGUUUGCUU
This is a messenger RNA of Chanos chanos (milkfish), 3576 nucleotides long. RefSeq names its product ubiquitin like with PHD and ring finger domains 2 (gene uhrf2). The record is from RefSeq and is a predicted model, not a curated record. Gene Ontology annotation, biological process: protein ubiquitination; negative regulation of gene expression via chromosomal CpG island methylation. The transcript is spliced from 16 exons. Gene Ontology annotation, molecular function: protein binding; ubiquitin protein ligase activity. NCBI's taxonomy places the organism in Eukaryota, Metazoa, Chordata, Actinopteri, Gonorynchiformes, Chanidae. Bases 91 to 2736 code for a protein of 881 amino acids.